Aspergillus welwitschiae is the source of this 243-nucleotide messenger RNA. RefSeq names its product CFEM domain-containing protein. The coding region runs from base 1 to 243 and encodes 80 amino acids. The record is from RefSeq and is a predicted model, not a curated record. Lineage: Eukaryota; Fungi; Ascomycota; Eurotiomycetes; Eurotiales; Aspergillaceae. The transcript has 3 exons.
AUGAAAUUCUCCAUCCUCCUUCCUCUCGCUGCCGUUCUGUCCUUCGCCGCGGCGCAAAGCAUCCCAGACUGUCUGGGCAAUUGCGUGGAAUCCAGCACAGUCUGUGACUCUGGUAAUAUUGAUUGCUACUGCACCAAUGGGAGCUUCCAGCAGGGCGUGCGGGAUUGCUUGAAUGAUAAUGGGUGUGGAGAUGAAUUGCAGGAUGGAAUCAAUCUGGAGAAUGCGAUUUGCGGGUCGUCUUGA